AUGUUGGAUGCGUUCGAGGUUCUCACCACGUCUGGCGUGGUUCUCUGGUCCAGGACAUAUGCGCCCGUCAGCCCCUCCAUUGUCAACAAUUUCAUUGCCGACACGUUCAUCGAGGAAAAGACGGGCACCAUUGCGCCCACCGAUUCGCAGUCGGCCGCGAGCAAUCCGGCCUAUAGAAGCGACCAGCACACUCUGAAAUGGACUUUUGUCAAGGAAUUGGGCUUGAUCUUUGUGGUUGUCUACCGUUCUCUGCUGCACUUGUCAUGGGUCGAUAAGCUUGUGGACAACAUCAAAACCAUCUUUGUCGAGCUAUACGGCGAACAACUCACCAAGCCCCAUACUACCCUCGUCGAAUGCCACUCGUUUGGUGAAUACUUCGACCAGCAGCUGCAAGAGCUAGACAAGUCGAGUCAUGUCGGGUCUAUAAGUCCUAUAGACGAGGAAUCCUCCUCCCAUCCCGCGGCAGCAGGCCUAAAAUACAGAGGCCAUGCUCCCAAUGGUACCGCUGCCCAUGAUACCACAUCAGCUGAUUCGACGCCUAUCCAAACACCCAACGCUUCACGCCCCUCGACUCCCGGCAACUUGGUUGUUGCCAAGGCUGGCCCUGUGGCCAAGAUGUCCAGAAGAGCCCGCAAGGCUCACAACUCUGGUUCAGCACCUGCGUCGUCUGGAGACGAGGCGUUGGCUUCAAGUCGACAGAAGAAGGGCGCCAAGGCGACGAAGAAGGGCCGCAAAUGGAACGCCGAGGGGUUCGCUGACGAGGAAGACGACGAUGUGCAGCUGGAUUAUUCCCGGCCUAAUCUCACCAGUGAUUCGGAGGCUGAGGCAGUUGGGCGGUCUAGCGCUCUUGAUGUUGUUGAGUCGUCUACAUGGGGAUCUACAAGCAAAGGCAAGUUCAUUCUCAAGGACUUGGGAGACGAGGUGCACGACAUUUUGGCCUCGGCAGAGGCUCAGAAGGCCGAGAAGGCCGCGCGAGCAGACACCAAGACUGGUCUCUUGGGCUCUGGAGUCAAUGCCAUUAGUGGGCUGUUCCGAAAUGUGGUCGGUGGCAAGACUUUGACCAAGGAGGAUCUCGACAAGGCCAUGAAGGGCAUGGAAGAUCAUUUGCUGCGCAAGAAUGUGGCGCGCGAAGCAGCUGUUCGCCUCUGCGAGGGUGUUGAAAAGGAGCUGGUUGGUGUCAGAACUGGAAACUUUGAAAGUAUCAACGCCAAGAUCCAGGCGGCAAUGGAGUCAUCUCUCACCAAAAUGCUCACUCCCACCUCAUCCCUCGAUCUUCUUCGUGAAAUCGACUCCAUCACAGCUCCACCGGUCACGUCUCUGCGCAAAGCUCGGCCCUACGUCAUCUCCAUCGUCGGAGUCAACGGCGUCGGCAAGUCCACCAACCUCUCCAAGAUCUGCUUCUUCCUGCUGCAGAACAAGUACAAGGUCCUCAUCGCCGCCGGCGACACGUUCCGUUCGGGCGCCGUCGAGCAGCUCGCCGUGCAUGUGCGGAACCUCAAGGAGCUCACGGCCCGAGAGGGAGGAAGAGUCGAGCUGUACCAGAAGGGGUACGGCAAGGAUGCUGCUGCCGUCGCCAAGGACGCUGUGAACCAUGCGGCUCAGGAGGGCUACGACGUCGUUCUCAUCGAUACGGCUGGGCGGAGGCACAACGACCAGAGACUCAUGUCCUCGUUGGAGAAGUUUGCCAAGUUUGCUCAGCCUGAUAAGAUUCUCAUGGUUGGUGAGGCUCUGGUUGGAACAGACUCUGUUGCCCAGGCGCGCAACUUCAAUGCGGCCUUUGGCUCUGAUCGCGCCCUAGACGGCUUCAUCAUCUCCAAGUGCGACACCGUCGGCGACAUGGUCGGCACCCUUGUCAGUCUAGUCCACGCGACGAACGUGCCCGUUGUGUUUGUGGGAGUUGGGCAGCAUUACUCUGACCUGAGGAAUUUUUCUGUCAAGUGGGCUGUAGAAAAGCUGCUGAGCAGCAAUUAA
This is a messenger RNA of Trichoderma aggressivum f. europaeum, 1971 nucleotides long. RefSeq lists its product as uncharacterized. The coding region runs from base 1 to 1971 and encodes 656 amino acids. The transcript has 4 exons. Lineage: Eukaryota; Fungi; Ascomycota; Sordariomycetes; Hypocreales; Hypocreaceae. Gene Ontology annotation, molecular function: GTP binding; GTPase activity; signal recognition particle binding. Gene Ontology annotation, biological process: SRP-dependent cotranslational protein targeting to membrane; intracellular protein transport. The record is from RefSeq and is a predicted model, not a curated record. Gene Ontology annotation, cellular component: endoplasmic reticulum membrane; signal recognition particle receptor complex.